GGCAUGGAGGGACAAGAGGGCGGUGGGUCCGUCUCCAACGUGGAGCUCUGCAACUUGGCUUACGCGGGGCUGCUGGAGGAGGUCAAGGAGCGGCUGGCCGCCAACCGGAGCCUGGCGACGCGAGCUGAUCAGGACAAUAGGACAGCUCUACAUUGGGCAUGUUCAGCUGGUCAUUCGGAUGUCGUUCAUUUUUUGCUAAGCCUGGGGGUGCCUGUUAAUGACAAGGAUGAUGCUGGCUGGAGCCCUUUGCAUAUUGCCGCAUCGGCUGGCCGGGAUGAAAUCGUGAAAGCCCUCCUUCAGAAAGGAGCUCAGGUGAACGCCGUCAAUCAGAACGGCUGCACCCCUCUGCAUUACGCCGCGUCGAAGAAUAAGCAGGAGAUUGCGCUGAUGCUGCUGGAGAACAAGGCCAAUCCAGAUGCAAAGGAUCACUUGGCCUCCACACCGUUACACAGAGCAGCCUCCAAAGGGAACCUCAAAAUGACAGAGAUGCUUCUGAAACACAAAGCUUCGGUCAACUUACAGGACUCCGAAGGAAACACACCUCUCCACUUAGCCUGCGAUGAAGAGAGGGUGGAGGAAGCGAAGCUGCUGGUGGCCCAUGGUGCGAGUAUCUACAUUGAGAACAAAGAAGAAAAAACCCCGUUGCAGGUUGCAAAAGGAGGACUGGGCUCCAUCCUCAGAAGGCUGGUUGAGGGGUAGCUGCUGGGGGUAACCUAAAUUCCGUUCUCGACAAAACGAUUGAAGACUGUUCAUAAGAGGGGUUUUGUUUUGUUUUUUUUAAAAAAAAGAUCUCAUAGUGCUACAACUUGAAUUUUUUAUUGCACUGUAGCUACUCUGUACUUUCCCAUGUCUUCAGUGACCGUUCUCCAAAAAAAAUCUC
Protobothrops mucrosquamatus (brown spotted pit viper) is the source of this 880-nucleotide messenger RNA. It is a transcript of the gene PSMD10, whose product is annotated as proteasome 26S subunit, non-ATPase 10. The record is from RefSeq and is a predicted model, not a curated record. NCBI's taxonomy places the organism in Eukaryota, Metazoa, Chordata, Lepidosauria, Squamata, Viperidae. Bases 4 to 699 code for a protein of 231 amino acids. Gene Ontology annotation, molecular function: protein binding. The transcript is spliced from 5 exons.